Molecule: messenger RNA, 5812 nt
Organism: Galleria mellonella (greater wax moth)
Lineage: Eukaryota; Metazoa; Arthropoda; Insecta; Lepidoptera; Pyralidae
Exons: 3
Coding region: 4759-5520 (253 amino acids)
Source: RefSeq, a predicted model, not a curated record
GGAAAAGUACAGAAAUCACAAGUACGUACAAACUCAGACAAGAGAGAUGACCUGUAAUUGCUGCAAAGUAGGUUGCUCGAGAAAUUUUUAAAAACGUGCCUUACUUUAAAACUUGCUAUCGUUAUCGUUCCAUGGAAUUGGUAUAUUACUAUUUAUUAGUGUUAUAUUUUACCAUUGCAAACAUUUAGAUACUCGUUUUUUUACAUGUGAUUUCAUGCCAUUCUCAAAUAUCCCUGGGUUAUACGCUGUGGAGUAUAUAUAUAUAUAUGAUGAAAUUUUUUUCAUAUCUGCAUCUUUUGCUUUAUUCACACUCAUAUGUCUAAUAAUACAACACAACGAAAUAAGUUUUAAUUUUUUCGGAAGCCGAGAAUAUGAUAACCUCCGAUUCGUACUAAGUUGACAUGUUUACAUAAAUGAGGUUCUUGUUUCUUCCAUUGAGCCAAUUUAGAAAACGAUUUUUUCUAAAUUUGUUUAAGUUUGGAUCAUGUUCUUAAAUGUGCGUUGCUUGGUUUUCAACACAGGGUAUCUUAGUUUGAGCAUCCGGAAUUUGUAGUAGUUACGUAGCACUUUUUUAUUAUACAGGGUGUAAGAGAUAGGUUGGCAAAAACUGAAACAGUGAAUUUAGACCAUUAUUCUGACCUGAAAAUCUUGAAAUUCUUUCGGGAAAUUCCCAAAUUUUUUGGUUUUUUUUUUUAUUUAAUAUCAUGUAAUUUGUGAUAUUAUGUUAUAAUAUAAAGAUAUAAUAUUAUUUUAUAGAAAAACACUGAAAUACCAAAGUAAUAGCAAUGUAAUAUUCGUAUUACAUUUUGUUUGAUUCGUGUGAAAUUAACGUCACAAGCGUACGAAUACUACCUACGAAGAAGCGCUUUUGAUCGCGCGUUCUAGGUAUCCCGCGUUGUGUGGAUCGUAAAAUUUUAAAUACACAAGAUGAUGAAUCGUUAAUUAUAUGGUGGUGGUGCAUUUCCGGUGGGAAAAUAAUUUGUCAUUUGAUUCAGACCAUUCUGAAUCAGCUGUUUUCGUUUUGGUCAACCUUUAUCUGCCAUCUUGUAUGACGCUCAUUUGUAAAACCUCUAAAUGUAAAUAGUAUAUACUGUGUCCAAUAUGUUCAAAUUUUAACAUAUAGUUUUAAUAUAAUUUUAUAUGCUUUGUAGAACUUUAAUAAUUAAAAACAAUUGUUACAGACAACAUGAGCAAAAAUGGACUUAUGAUUAAUAUAAAUUUCUUCCAACUCGAUUAACCUAAUGCGGUGUUAAAGUAAUAAAUAUGUUCAAACAUAUUUAUAAAAUGAUAAAAACUGAAGAUUAAAAUAUGUUUGAAUAUUUAUUACGUUUUUAUAAUAUUUUUGUGUUAUAUUUAAUGAUUACGUGACUUAGAUAAAUACAUCAAGCAUUGUUAUGUAUUAAGAUUAUCUGUCAUUAAUUAUACCUAGAUAUUUUUGGCUCAAAUAUUCAAUCUCGUAUAACGAUACUAUAAUUUACAGACAAUUCGUACAAAAGAUUUAUUUUAUGUUUAAUUAUGUUUUGGUCAUCAAGGACAUCGCACACUUCUAUAUUUAUUUUUGUCGGAAAUGAUUGUAACUGCAUAUAUACUUCCCUCCAUCUUGACGUACUGGGUAUUGACAAUUCAAUGGACGUGAGAUCUUUCAGUGGAAAGUAUCAACAAAAAAGAUUAAUUAAUUGUCACCUUGUGUCUUUAUAAUUCUUUCUCUUAUGUUUAUUUUUAAAGCUCAUAACGAUCUAAGUAGAUCAAAUUAACCAAUUGUACAGUAAAAUAUUUUCUAAUUUAUUUACAAUCUAUAUAAAUAUUAUGGACAGUCUGUCUAUGUUACCCGAGUCUAAUUAAUAUACAGUGUGAAAUCGAAGUCGUUAACCCGCACGUAAAAUUAAGAAUUUACAUUGCUCUUGCUCUUGAAAAAAAAAAUAUAUAUAUGUGUAAUUUUACGAUUUCACUGAUAGAAGACUUCUUUAAAAUUAUGCUAUCGAUUCACCUGUAUAUCUAGGAAAAGGCUAUACAGUGAAACAAAACAUACAUUUAGCUCUCUGCUCUGUAAAUUUAUUAUUUACAUUAUAUACAUUAAAAUAUGAGGCGAUGGCUAAUCUAUGUGAGAUACACUAUGUGAGUGUUACAAUGAGUAAAUAUCUAAUUCGUAACUCAACUCGGGUUGUCGAGCUAGCAAUAAAUCAUUCUAUUAUACGCUUAUAUGGGGGAUUACAAAUAAAAAUUCUUUUUAUAUAUAGAUAGUAGGUUUAGUGACAUAUACAAAAUUUCUGGAAUAAUUUUUUGUUUACAAAUUAUUUUGUCUACAUUUGUGAAGAAGCCAUUACCACUAACUGUUUAUUGUAACUCGUCAGCGACACCGCCCGCGGUUAAUUUCUGUAUAGUAUGUAAUACAUAUGGUUGGGCACUGACCAGGCGGAGAUUUGUAAUAUUUUUAUAUGUAUGCGUUGUGUACAUAAUUUCAGAGAAUACUUUUACUCUCUGCAUUGUAGAAUAAUUGUCAUAUAUGGAUAGAUACUUUGAUGAUCUAUAAUUGCAUUAUUGUCUUAAAGUAAUGCAUAUAGUAUGCAAUAAUUACCUUGCAUAAUGCUGGAGGACUUCAAAAUGACUUUAAAUUUAAAACAAUUUUAAAUUUAUUCUUUUAAAAUUGACGUUGUUGAAUAACUGCCAACUGUCAACUGUUGUACUCUAUAUAUAUUGUAAAUUAUGUUUGUUGUUUUUUUAUAUUACUAAAGCUACUCCGCUCGGUUUGUAUCUUCUAUUGAUACUUGGCAUUAUGUCGCUUGCACGUGUGAUUGCCUGGACUGAAUCUAAAUACACACUUGUCAUUAAAUUUAUUAAUAUACUUGGUUUUUUAUACGAAAGAUAAUGUUUUUUACACGUAUGUGUUUAUGGAGACACAUUCCUAUAUACCUAUGAUUAGUUUCACUGUAAUAUUGGAGGUGCGUGGUAAAUAUUUAUUAUUUAAAAUUAGUUUAGUUUUUAUUAGAGAUUAGUUAUAAAAAAAUUAAAGAAAUUGUGUUGUUUUCUUUCUUUUUGCGUUGCUGUGUAGUCAGCAAUCUGUGAAACCUAAAGUUCGGUCGAGUCGUUUAGAUAUGAAGAGUUAUAACAGUUUUUCCCAUGAACAUUUAGAUUUUUUAACAUUUUGUUAUCUUGUAAAUAUUAGGUAUCGUUUAAGUAUUUGUAAUAAAGAUACCUUAUCAUGAUGGAUGUUUUAAUAUUUUGAGACCAAUAACAUUAAAUUAUAGAUUGUUUUGUCAAGGUAUUUGGAAACAAAAUUCAAUCAAAAUCCUUGAAUUGUAUCUACAUAUAUAAAUAAAAAUCAAUUGCCAUAUUCUUUAUGAAUGAUAAGAGAAUGAUAACCCCGUGUGCACUAUCGAUAUAAGCUGCCGGGGCAACAAUGAGUGAGUGUGUAGGUGAGAGUAAAGCAGGUCACAUGGCCCAUUGCGACGAUUUUAACUUUUCCGAGGGAAACUGCGUGGAGGUCAUUCACGGAGAAGUGAAAAAUUUGGGUCAAAUUUCUAUACAAAAAAAAUGAGUUAAGAUAGACAGUAGGGAGAUUUUCAGACUUAGUACAUCCGAACGAAGCCGGAACUUUUUAACACAAUUUUUUCUGAAGAUCAAAUAUAUAGAGUAGUAAGAGUAUACGAGAGGAUACUAUCAUGAAUUCGCUAACUAGCGCUCAUUUUGGCGGCGUCAUCUCCAGAAGUCACCUGAGUAAUAAAUACAUAUUCCGUAAAUAAAAAUCCGUGAUAGUAAGGUCCGGUGAGAGAGGUGGAUGAAGAAGUUUCCAGUUUCGGCUUCUCCUAUCCGUAGUGUAAUAUAUGUAUGUAUGUGGUGUGGUUCUAGAGUUAUUAUUAUAACAAGUCAUAAAUCUCAAUUGUUUGAUAGCGAGCUUGUCUAUCAUCGUUUGCAUUUCUUGACAAGUACACAUUUCUGCAGUAAUUGUACCAGAUCGCACGCACUGGAGGGCGAUCUCCCACAAAGUGGAGCAACGCCUUCAUAAAUGUUGCAGGCAAUCGAAAGUUGUAGAUGGCUCGGGAUUGUUUUUUGUGACGAUAUUUGACGGAGACCUAUAUAGGGCGGCAGACAAUUUAUACGUGGACUGCAAGCCAUUGAAAUUCCAAAUACUUAGGUAUUUGCAAGAAACUUAGCAGUUGCUUUUCAAGUACUUUCACAAAGUAAUUAUAUUUUGACUAUAAUCAAUUAUACGUAAAUUUUUAUUAUCAGUCAUAUGUGGUAAAUUUGAGCAGUUAAGUUACAAAGGAUGACCACAGAAUAAAUAACUACUUUUCAUAAAAAAAGAAAUUGUAUUGUGGUAUGAUGAAGUGUGAAUAUUAUAGAGGACAUGACCCGCUUCAAGUUUUGGACUUAGUACAUUAAGAAUAUUAUUUUAUACUGAAAGAAAUACCAAUUCAUUACAAGGUGGAAAGCGAAGCUAGUACUACAUCAAAUUAGCAAUCAUAUUGUGUAUGCUAUAUACCUAUUACCUCGUUAAUUAACAGCUACAUAAAGUAGCUAUAUACGAACUCAAACUAAUUGUUAAAUACUUUAAUAAAAGACAUUCUAAUUGAAAUCUGACUUUUUGUUUAAUUAUUUCCUUAUAAUUUUCGUGACGUACUGUUAACGAUCACGCUAAUAAUGUAAAGGAAGGGUGUUGUGGUAUGGAAAUAGGGAACGAAAAGUAGAAUGGUCGGGCAUUGUGAACGUUGUAGUGGUAGCUAGCAGCUGGCUGGUGUGGUGAGAGUCAGUAGUGAAAAGAUGUGGCGGUUGGCGGCUGUGUGGCGACUUUCAACGGUGCUUUUAGUAGGCGCCACCUUAGACUUCAGAUUCUUCACCCAGAAGCGAAGUUUCGAUGUACCUUCGCAGGUCGACUGCUUCGUAAUUCCACCGAUGACAAACCAUAGAAUUGGUAGGACAAUUAACAAUGGGUGGCCUGAAAACAAACCUGGUAAAACUACUCUAAUGCCGGUAGUCCGACAUACGCCAAAUUUAUCAUUUGAGAAUCAAAUAAGAACACGGCGAUUUGAUCAGUUAAUACCAAGUGCUGAAGAAAUUGUUAAAGAGCAUGCUAAACUGGUACAUGAUAUUAACAGUUUAAAACAAGUUGUGUUUGUUGCACCAUUCGUCGAUGAAAAUAGAGACUACGAAGAUUCCAUAUUCCAUGAAUUGAUAGAAACAUCUACGACACCCCGACCGAAGUCUAAAAGAGUAACAGAAAAUGCAGUAGUUACAAAACCAUACAAACAGAAUUCAAUUCCGCUAAUUUUACUGGGUGGGGCGAGCCAGCAAGAAGUUAUUAAAACACAGCCAAUUAAGUUUCCUAAGCCUAUAAGCUUGGUAGGUACUUCUGUAUCUCCUUUAGCUAAGCAUCCUUAUCCUUUUGUAAUGCAAGCCAAAUCACAAAGGCCUUUCAAAUUUUGUAUGCAGCCUACAUCUGGAUUACAAUCAUCUAUGAUGUAUAUGACUACACAGCGGCCAAGUCUUUUAGAGCGAAUAAUUAGGUCCAUUCUACCGAGGUAGCCUGAAACGUUAACGGAAUGUCUGUGAUAUUAUCUACUUGUUUUUCCUACACCUUUUACUGUAGUAAUUAAUUCUUAGGAUUUGACUAAACGUAACGCAGAUGAUAACUUUACAUAAGAGUUAUGUAGUAAUUUGUUCUAUAAACGGCAAGAAAUGUGCUUUCCUCUAUGAAUUAGGUAUAAUGUGUUGUCUAUUUUAAAUAUGUAAAUAGGUUUUUUAUUGAGCACAGUUAAUGUUUAAUUAUAUUAAGUUGGAUUACAAUAGUUUUAUUUUUAUAAGCUAAAUUAAAUUU